AUGUUGUCACUUCUUACACUGUGUCUCUCCCUUGCAGCUGUUACAUUCGCUGGCCAAUGCCACUUCAAGCUUGAGCUGACCUUUGGGCCCGGAUUCCCAGAUGGUUACGAAAGGAACCAGAUCUUCAUCAAUGGGCAGUACCCGGGUCCACUGCUAGAGAUACAGCAGGAUGAUUGGGUAGAGAUUGAGGUCUUGAACAGCAUCCAUCAAACAAACACACCCUGGGCUGACGGUGUUCCUGGUCUGACACAGCGGCCAAUCCAACCUGGCGAGACUUUCAAGUACAGGUGGCACGCCGAUCAAUACGGCAGCUAUUUCUAUCAUGCCCACAGCCGCGGUCAGAUCGACGACGGCGCCUACGGUCCAAUCACCAUCAAGCCCAAGGCCGGCAUUGCUAAGCCCUUCGACAAGAUUGCCCCUGCAGAGGUUGACCUGCUCAAGGAAGCUGAAGCCAACGUAGCUCCCCUCCUGUUGUCUGAUUGGCGCCACCGAACGUCAGAGGAGACAUGGACAGACCAACUCGCUUCAGGCCUCGAAAGUGCCAUCUGCAUGGACUCACUGCUCGUGAACGGCAAAGGUGCUGUAGACUGCUGGUCACGGGAGGAGAUCACUCAGUUCACCAACCCAGGCAUUGCGCCAGUACUAACGCAAGGCAACCUGGAACUGACCGACAAGGGGUGCUUCCCACCAGCUCUGUUUCAAAUCCUUCUUGGCAACAGCUCGACCAUCAACUCUUCAGCUCUUCCCCCAUCAGUCUUCGAGAUAUGUACACCCACACAAGGCAGUCGCGAAACCAUCAAAGCCCCUCGUGACAGGAAAUGGCUGGCUCUGGACGUCAUCUCAUCUGCAGGCAUCGAUACCUUUGCCUUCAGCAUCGACGAGCAUUCACUGUGGGUCUAUGCCGUAGAUGGGCACUACGUCGAGCCCGUGAAGGUUGACGUUCUGACGGUCGCAAACGGGGACCGGUACUCUGUCUUCAUCGAGCUCACCAACCCCGGCAACAAAAACAACUUCGGCAUCCGCGUAGCCUCGCUCGCUCUGGCACAACUCAUCGAUACCACUGCACUCUUCACAUAUUCCAGCGAGGACAAGCAGAGUUACAGCACUAACCACGGCCCCUACACGAAUACCACCAGCUUGGCACUGGCAUCCACACCUUAUACCAACCGCGCCGGCCUCCCACUAUCUCCAAAUACCACAGUGCUCGACCACGCCAGCACAACGCCCUUCCCCCCACAAUUCCCACAACCCGCACCCUCACCAGCACAAACCUUCUUCCUCACAAGCGGAAACGUAGGGAAUAGCUACACCUGGGCGCUCAACGCGACCCCAUUCUCACACAUGGCUCUCGAAAACGCGGUACCGCUUCUGUACUCUCCUCCGACGCUGGAAAACGGGGAUGGAAACAUCACCAUAGUGACGCAGAACAACACCUGGGUCGACCUCAUCUUCCUCAUCCCGAAUCUGAGCCAGCCGCCUCACCCAAUCCACAAACACGGCAACAGAGCGUUCAUCCUCGGCACAGGCGUCGGCCCCUUCCCCGGGCAUACCGUCGCAGAAGCAGCAGCCGCGCAACCUGAGAGCUUUAAUUUGGUGAAUCCUAGCUACAGGGAUGGUUUCGUGACGCCGCCGAGUGAAGAUAAACCGACGUGGCUGGCGGUAAGGUAUAAGGUGGAGAAUCCGGGGGCGUGGCUGUUGCAUUGUCAUAUUCAGAGUCAUUUGAAUGGGGGGAUGGCUGUGGUGAUUUUGGAUGGGGUGGAUGAGUGGCCCGAGGUACAUGCUCAGUAUCAAAAUUAG
This is a messenger RNA of Macroventuria anomochaeta, 1797 nucleotides long. RefSeq names its product multicopper oxidase. The transcript is spliced from 2 exons. The record is from RefSeq and is a predicted model, not a curated record. Gene Ontology annotation, molecular function: oxidoreductase activity; copper ion binding. Lineage: Eukaryota; Fungi; Ascomycota; Dothideomycetes; Pleosporales; Didymellaceae. The coding region runs from base 1 to 1797 and encodes 598 amino acids.